CUGCUGUGGACGAACCUUAUCUGAUCACUGAUAAACAAAGUGAAAGUACAAAUCAUAUUCGAGGACUUUGGUCCUGAAGGUAACUGCAGUCUGAGGUGAGCCGACUCAUUGACGCACUGAACAGACUCCAGCAUGCCUUCACUGACAGAUAAUCUGAUGAACAGUGAUAUUCCAGCUAAAUUGGACCAGUCCAGUUUUGCCUCUAGCUCCUGUAUCCCCAUGGCCUUGGCCUGUGGCUUCGCAGGCCUGGCUGUUGGUGGUUUAAUAAUAAUUGUUGUUGUGUACAAAUGUAAAGGUGAGAAAGCCGGGCUGCAGAAGAGGAUUAUAUCACUCGAAACUGAAUUACGAAACAACCGUGAAGACAAGGAAAACACAGAACAGCUGGUUAGCACAGUACUGGAACAGAAGAGGGAACUGGAGAACCAGAGGAAACAACUCCGAGAACAACUGGACGAAGUCGAGAAAGAGAGGGAGAGGAACAAGAGGACGCUUCAGACUGUGGAGGGAGAAAUAACACAGAGAGAAAUGACAUUUGACAAACCAGAGGAGUUGUUAAGACAGAAAGAAAAUCUCUUACAGGCUCAGUGGAAACUGGACCAGACAAAGAAAAGUACUGAGAGACAGUUACUGAACAUAGACAAACUGCUGGAUCCCAUUGAGUUUCAGAUUGGCAGAAUAAAGAACAGGAGGAGGGAUGUUGCCAUCUUUAUGGAGUAGCCAAACUGAGACAAGGGAAAAGCAAUCAGAGCAAAUCAGUCACCAACAGGGAACUGGAUCAGAUGUACAAAGAUUAAUUAACUGAUGUUUGCUGGGGCUGUUGUAGAAAAAAAAAGAAAAAAUGAAGUGUAAUUUGUGAUUUACUGAAACAGGACACAGUGCUAAAGAUUGAUUUGUUAUUCUAAGAGCUGCUGAAUGACGACGAGGACAAAUUUUCUGAGUCCAGACAAUGUAAAGAAAAAACUGUAUAAGAUUUAUAAACAUCUUUGAAUGUGUCUAUAUGAUGUUAUAAUGAUGUGUUUGACAUUUAUGUUCAGUAAUGUCACUUUGUAUAAGAUCAGCUGUUUGUUGCAGACAUUCAAUUCAAAUAAAAUGUAGUUUAAAAA
Lates calcarifer (barramundi perch) is the source of this 1103-nucleotide messenger RNA. Its product is annotated as myosin-2 heavy chain, non muscle. The transcript is spliced from 4 exons. The record is from RefSeq and is a predicted model, not a curated record. The coding region runs from base 133 to 717 and encodes 194 amino acids. Lineage: Eukaryota; Metazoa; Chordata; Actinopteri; Centropomidae.